Messenger RNA from Microthlaspi erraticum, 1050 nucleotides. NCBI's taxonomy places the organism in Eukaryota, Viridiplantae, Streptophyta, Magnoliopsida, Brassicales, Brassicaceae. The record is from the annotation of a GenBank genome assembly.
AUGAGCAAAGCACAAGAUCCGCCACGAGGUUUCUUCCCAUUUGGGAAUCCCUUUCGGAUGUUAUCUCCAAAGGGCUCAGAGUUAUCUCCAUGGCUACUUUCUCUAUUGAACGGCUUUGAGUCACUUUUAGCAGCGAGACUAAAGAAACUCAUGCCUAAGAACAAAGACGACAUCCUCACUUUAUCGUGGAUGAAGCUAGCGAUGGAGUCACUCUGCGAGACUCACAACAACAUAAACACACUCAUCACUGAUCUCCACCUUCCUGUCUCUAACUGGGAAGGGAAAUGGGUUGAUGUUUACCUCGACAUAAGUGUCAAGUUACUAGAUCUCUGCAACGCCUUCAGCUCCGAGCUCACGCGUCUCAGCCAGGGAGAUCUCUUCCUCAAAUGUGCUCUGCACAAUUUGAAAUCAGAUUCCGGUGAGAAGUAUCUCCAGGCUCGGUCUUCGCUUGAUAGCUGGAGGCAGCAUGUUAAUGCAAACAACCCUAGGAUUGAAAACUGCCGUGCGGUUCUCGACAGUCUUGUGAAGUCUCUGAGCUUGCCUAAAGUCAAGAACUCGCCUAAAGGGAAGGUUCUUAUGCGUGCUUUUUACGGUGUCAAGGUUCAAACGGUUUACAUCUGCAGUGUUUUCACCGCGGCAUGGUCUGAUUUCCCCAAGGAUCUUUUCGAUUUACCUGUCUCUGUAAAACCAUUGUGGGCUAAGGAGUUUACAGAUAUGCAGAGUCUUGUGAAUGGUGAGAUUAGAGAUAUGUUGUCUUCCGGUAGAAGCACUGUUCUCAAAGAGCUUGAGAGCGUUGAUGCUAGUGUGGAGAAGCUAUACCCGUUGAUUCAAGAUGGUGUUGCUCCUGUGGAAGUUGAGAGCUUUGAGGGUUAUGUAACGGAAUUGGGGAGUGAAGCUGAGAAAUUGUCUCAAGGGUUAGAUCGGUUACUGGAGGAAGUUGACAGUUUCUUCAAAAUGACUUUGAGUGGACGAGAUGUGUUGCUCUGUAAUCUUAGGUCAAGUGAUUCAUUCUCUGGCAAAGCAAUUGGUGAAGAUUUAGAUUGUCAGUGA